This is a messenger RNA of Marasmius oreades (fairy-ring Marasmius), 902 nucleotides long. RefSeq lists its product as uncharacterized. Gene Ontology annotation, molecular function: DNA-binding transcription factor activity, RNA polymerase II-specific; zinc ion binding. The transcript has 4 exons. Bases 78 to 701 code for a protein of 207 amino acids. The record is from RefSeq and is a predicted model, not a curated record. NCBI's taxonomy places the organism in Eukaryota, Fungi, Basidiomycota, Agaricomycetes, Agaricales, Marasmiaceae. Gene Ontology annotation, biological process: regulation of DNA-templated transcription.
GUCCGCUUCUUUUCCCGUCUCGGACUCCUCCCAACGGUCCUCCCCACCGAGUGCCCCGCUCCGCCGCAGAAAAUAAUAUGUCAGACGAGUCCGGUGCAAUUCAGGACAACUCGAUCGACACCCAGAAACUUCAACAGCAACUUGCUCAGGACUCUCAUCUCGUCCAACAGUCGCCAGGUUCCUCAGCUGCUCCUGCAGAUCCCCCCUCCAGGAAACCCAAAGCUCCUUCGGUUCGCCGUGCUUGCGUAGCAUGUCAUACAGGGAAAACCAGAUGUAGCGAGGUUCUGCCUUGCCAGAGUUGUAUCAAACGUGGGUUGAGUGCAACUUGCAGUUAUCCUGACCCAGAGGGUGGUCCAAACAACGAUCACUCUCAUCAAAACUCUGCCAGUGCCUCAACCAGUGUUCCCAACUUUGCACCACCCAUGUACGCCGCGGCUCCCAACUUGAAUCAGCAACAUUACUUUGAUUAUAACGGCCAAUACACUGGCGCUUCCUCGUCCUCUUUCCGCCCUGCCAAACGCCCGCGUAAUUUGACCGAUGAAGAGGCCGCAGCUAUUACUCGCAACUUCAGUCGAGGUGAUUUCUUCGUCGGAAGCAGCGCUCCUGUUCGCAUUGAUCCUCGUCUGCCUGUUCGUCUCACAUUGGGUGAAGGCGACCAUGUACACUUUACCGUGGGUGAAAACCUCACCAGUAUGGUAUAACGCAAAAUGUUAGAAUUAUUUUGAUCGAUUCCUUGUUUGUUUGUUUUCUUGUCUUUUUCCUUGUAAAACUACACUCUCCGGGCUUUCGAAGUAUUUAAUGUUUCGAACGAUGUUUUAUAUGCAUGUACCUUUUCUUCCGCCGAGGCCUGAAUGUUAAUUUAUUUACACUGACAUUACACUCUGGACCUACUGAGAUCCAUC